Naumovozyma dairenensis CBS 421 is the source of this 1461-nucleotide messenger RNA. RefSeq lists its product as uncharacterized. Bases 1 to 1461 code for a protein of 486 amino acids. The transcript has a single exon. Gene Ontology annotation, molecular function: mRNA binding. Gene Ontology annotation, biological process: intracellular mRNA localization. Gene Ontology annotation, cellular component: nuclear outer membrane-endoplasmic reticulum membrane network; ribonucleoprotein complex; endoplasmic reticulum. The record is from RefSeq and is a predicted model, not a curated record. NCBI's taxonomy places the organism in Eukaryota, Fungi, Ascomycota, Saccharomycetes, Saccharomycetales, Saccharomycetaceae.
AUGACAACAGGAAGUAAAGAGCAGGUACAAGCGAAACCAGCCAAUACUGAAUUAAAAGAGCCGAUUAGACCAAAUUUUGCUGAAAGAGAUAGACUUGUUGAAGAAAUUCAAUCUAAAGUCCAAGAAUAUGAUUCUGAAUUGACAACUUUGAACAAGCGUAUUAAAUCGACCAAAGCAAAUUAUAAGAAACUUAUUAAGGAGAGAAAUGAAGUACAGGAAGAAUAUAAGAAAUAUUUGAAAACACAGUUAGACUUGAAAGGAAGUAGACAAAAAAUCCAAGAUCAAAUAAAAAUCGUUGAUACAAAUAUUAAGAAGAAAAACACAGAGAUUAAUACAAAAUUAGGUAAGAAUAAAUCCAGGUUUGGGUCUGCAGCUGGUGUUUCUAUUAGAAUUAAGGAAAUUGAAGAUUCCAUUUCUUCAGGUAAAUUAACAUUGGUGGAAGAGAAAGUGUUGGAAAAGCAACUUAAAUCUCUGAACAAAGUUUAUAAUGAUUUUAAAUCAGUAGUCCCUAUCGUUAAAUCUAUUGGAUCAGAUGAAAAGAAAGUCACCGCUUUAAAGGAAGAGUUUUCUAGUCUUAAUCCAAGAGAAGUUACAGCUAAAGUUGAACAACUCCAAAAUAAAUUGAAAGAGUUGCAAAAUCAAGUGGAGAAGACGUAUUCGAAGGAAGAAGCUGUGAUCUUACAAAGAGAUAAGUUACAUCAAGUUAGAGAAGACAAAUAUGCUGAAAUUCAGAAGACGAAAAGACACUAUAAUAAAAUGUUUAAAAAUUUUAAAAAACAGGAAGGUGUGUAUAAGACAGCUAUGAAAGAACAAUUAUUAAAUAAGGAGGAAAGGAAACGAUUAAGGAAUUUAGCUGAAGCUAAAGAAUCUAUAGUAACUAAAAUUCAAGAACGUCUAAUUCAAGCUAAAAUUCCUGCUUUCAGGGAUGAAGUUAAAGCAAUUGAAGGUUGUUUGGUCGCAUUAGAUCAAGAUUUCAAGCCAGAAACAAGACAUUUAUUUGACAAUGAUAUGAUGAAUGAAACUGUUUCUAAACCCGUUGAGAAAGAUGAUGAUAUCGUUUUAGUGGAAUAUGAUGAUGAUGAAGCUUUCCUUAACACAGCGCCUUCAAAAUCUAAAAAAAUUAAGAAGAAGCAACAACAACAAAAUGAGGGAACUCAUGAUAAAACUUUCCUAACAAAAAUCGAUGGUAAGAUUACUUUGGAACCACUUUUGAUCUCAACAUUAGCUGAGUUUGAAAUUGUCAUCCCAAUUUCUCAAGAAGAGCUAGAAAAAACUAUUUCUCAACUAAGAGAAAAAAGGAAAGAUUAUAUAGAAAGACAAAAGGAAGUAACUGAGAAGAACAUUUUGACAGUUGAAAAGGAAUUAGAGAGAGUAGAGCAAGAUUUUGCUAAAAAAGAAGCAACUAUAAAAGGGGAGAUGGAAAAAAAGAAACUACAAAGACAAAUGGAAAAAGCAAAUUAA